CUUAACCUAAUCAAACGUGAAAACAUAACGAACAAGUAAAAUGAGAUAAACAAGAAAAGGCAACCCUAAAUUAGAGACUGCUGCCAGAUUUGAUCAAAGAGUGGAAGAGGGAGAGAGAAGAAAAGAGGAGGAAGUGGCAAGCUGAGGUGCUGAUUUAAUGAAGAAAAGAGUAAACAAUGUUGACAUAUUUCACCAGCCUUGCCUUGCCUUGCCAGACAACAGAGCAGUUUACCAGCCCAGCACAGGAGUUGAAUGAGAGGAGGGGCUUUGGUGCUUUGUCGUCUUGAUUGUGCUCUGGGUGUCAUGAUCCUUGCUUCAUUCCGGUUCGGAUGGGUUGAUGUGAUUCCAGGGUGAGAGUGUGAGUUGCGUGCAUGAGAGGAAUUUGGGAAUGUAUGAUGGAAGCAGGAAUUUGUUGGGUUCAUGAGGAGAGGCUCAGAUAGGCUGAGAUGCAGACUGGCUGUUUAUGAGAGGCAUGGAUGAACAGCGGUUGCUCAAGCCAGGCAUGCAAUUGUGAGGCAGGGAGGGACAAUGCAGAAUUUUUGAGGGGGUCGAUUCUUUGAAUUGGUUUCUGGGGCAGGACAGGGCACGGUUUGUGUUGUGGUGUGUUUGUAGUGAGGCAGGAUGAAUGCAGAAAUUUGCAGGUUUUGGGAGUGGGCCCAGGCUCAGGGAUGUAGCAUGGCAGACCUGAGAGUGGAAGGCAGAUCAUUUUUCACUCGUGAAAUUCUCCCAGCUGGUAGUACAGUGUUCACGGUUCCUUUCUCCAUUCUGAUGCACAUGGAUGCUGCAUUUGAUGACAAGACAUUCGGUGAGGUUUACAAAAAACUUUCUGCGGCUGGUGCCUCCGAACGAAUUGUAUUGACACUAUUCGUUGCUGUCGAGAAGGCGAAGGGAGAGAAUUCGUUUUGGUUCACUUACCUGUCUUCCUUACCACAAACCUUCAGUACUCCAUUGUGGUUCAAUGAGAAAGAACUUGAUAUCAUCCGGGGUACAAAAGUUGCGGCUUCUCUAAGUAAAGACCGUGCUGCAUUCAACCAGCUGGUGAAUUUUUGGGCACCAAGCUUGCAUAGUACGCUGACAAGCAGAGAUGAAAGUACGAAUGACUCAAUAGCCACAUUAUUGCGAACAGCUACACAGGAGUCAUCAUUGUUAUGGGCUCGCACUGUUGUUCUUUCACGAGGAUUCACUCUGUUACUUGAGGGGAAGCACGAAGUCACAUUAGUACCUCUUUUUGACCUUCUUGAUCAUUCUCCAUCGGCACGUGUUGAAUGGAUUACCGAUGAUGCGAAAAGGGAGGCCAAGUUCAUCAGUGCUUCUGAGCUUCAAGGAGGUGUUGAGGUUUAUAACAAUUAUGGCCAAAAAGCGAAUGACGAGCUGCUGCAAGGUUAUGGCUUUUGUUUGUGCCCGAAUCCCGCUGAUGUCUACUAUAUUCGCAUUGGAAUAUCUCCGUUACAGGAAAGACCUGCUAAUUGUGCUACCUCACCAGAAGAUGAUGAAAAAGCUUCUCGUGGGGACAGACAGGAGCUAAUGUGGAGAAUGGGCACAUCAGCUGAAUUUGCCCUAAGUCUUAAGCAACCGCUUCCAGACGCUCUUUUACAAACUGCACGAAUUUGCCUGCUCUCAGAUUCCGAAGCGUAUUCUGCUUUUGGCAUAGGCUGGAAUGCUGACAUGGGAGCUGCUGAAUUGGAGAUCUCAGCUACUGAGUUUCAAUCGAUUUCCAAUUUGAGAGAACUCCUCCUGACAUCCAUAGCACAAUUUUCCGGUGGACUGGACGUUGAGACAGAUAGGAAGUUGCUGACACAAGACUGUCAGGCUGGUGACAGUUUCUGUCAUUUGACAGAAAAGGAAAGGUUUGCGUUGAUGUAUAGACAAGGACAAAAGGAGAUUAUACACUCGACUUUGCAAGCCCUUGGAGGUCGUGCAGCUUCUUCUCUGGAUACAUGGGCACAAUGUCAGGGAACACCGGAGAUAGUCAUGCAGACGUCAGAUGAUACCCCCAACACCUACCAGAAGUGGUUGGACGACAGUGGUGUCACUUGCGAUUUCAUCAUUGAAAUUCUGACACGUGUCGGGGACCAACCAUGUUUGCAAUUGAAAAAGCAGUGUGCAACUGGUGACAUAUUAGCAUCUGUGCCGUCCCAUUUACUCUUUGUUUCGGAUUGUGCCACCAGUAAUGGUCAACAACUGCCACAUCCAUUAACGGAUUUGGUGAAGAACUUGGAGGAUAGGUCUGCGCUCAAGCUCUUACUCUUGUUUGAAUUUGGAAGAGGAAACGAUUCUUUGUGGGCUCCAUACAUCAAGCGUUUAGCCGAUCAUAUCGACACUCGGGACUACUACAAGGAUGAUAUGCUGGAAUUACUUGAAGGCACGAACCUCAUGCAGGAACUCAAUGAUCGUAUUCAACAUUUGCAACAUGAAUUUGGUAUGGUUCUGAAGCUUCUUCAAGACGAGCAUCUUCAGCAAGUUUCCAGUCAGACCUUCACACUGGAACGCUGGCUCUGGGCAGAUUCUGUGGUGGAAAGAUGUGCUCUUCUUGUUCAUUCUGAGGAAAUGUACCAAUCUUCCCGAGAACCUCACAGAAGAUUAGUACUGGCACCUGUACUAAGCUCCUUGCCUUCUGCUCUUAACGGGGCAGUUGUGGAAUGUGUCAUGGAAAGUAAAUCCUGUGCUCUUGUCAUACGAGCACUCUCCACUAUGAGGGCUGGUUCACUACUCUGUAUCCCACAAAGUGGCCUCGACAAUGAGUCACGAAUUCUACAGUUUGUAACAGAAACGGUUGUCCUGGACAACGAGCAUGAUUUCGUGGAGAUCGUCUUAGGAUCGAGUCCAGAGGAUCCUUACAGUGACUUGAAAGAAAAGUUGUCAAUGGCAUCGGGGUUGGGCCCCAUACAGUAUCUGAAGAGAAGUCCUAAAUCCACUCUGGCUCUUGCAUCUAUCGCCCUGCAUUCUUUAGACAGCGACGAGGACUUUGAUAAGUGUGGUGCAUUUGACUUGCUGAAACUAGUCAGUGAAGCAAAAUCCGCAGCAUCUCGUGGAGAAGAGAGCUGGUGUGCACCAACAGGAGAGGAUGUGGGCUCUUACGAACAUUUUGACAAGUAUCGGCAACAGGCCAAGGGUGCACAUUCUGCUGCAGCCUCAGCAGCUGAGCAGUUUGUGCGCACUUUACAAUCGCCUUCCAGAACUCGUCGGGCAGCCUCGACAUUCAGGAAGCUGCUUCAGAGCGUGCUUUCAAGCAUAGCCGGAAGCUCUGCAGAUGAUGACCGACAACUGUACGCAAGAAGCGGAGAUGCAGUGUGUUCCUAUCGCGCGAUGCUGGCUUAUCGUCACGGUCAGAAAGAGAUUCUGGAGAUCUGGGUACGACACCUCAAACAAGUUCUCAAGGAGCAGACCAAGGCCGCCAGUACGAAGAGAAUGAGAUUAUAA
This is a messenger RNA of Marchantia polymorpha subsp. ruderalis, 3420 nucleotides long. The record is from the annotation of a GenBank genome assembly. NCBI's taxonomy places the organism in Eukaryota, Viridiplantae, Streptophyta, Marchantiopsida, Marchantiales, Marchantiaceae.